AUGAUAAAUCAUGGAUCGUCAUUACACUUCUCAGAGAUGGGUCUAAAUCAUUUGGUAGAAGAUUUACAUGGAUAUCUAAAAGACAAGAAUAUAUUAAAGAAUUUAAAUAUAUCUUAUGGUCGAGAUGGAACAACAACAACAAAACAAAAUAGAUUGUCUAUAGUUGGUCACUCGGUUGGUGGAAAGGUUGGUGCUUUAUAUUCACUUUAUAAUCCUCAUUUGGUUGAUGGUUUGGUUUGUGUUGAUGUUGCAAUGACAAGUUAUGUUGGAAUUCAUAAUCAUAAUUCAAAAUUUGAAGCAAUGAUUAAAGCAUCUGAAACAUUCUCUGAUCCAACAACCAGUCGUCAAUCAAUUGAAUCUAUAAUGGAAUCUUACCAUUUAGAUAAAGGUGAAAGAUUAUAUUUAUUAAAUAAUUUGGUUGAAUCUACCAACAACAACAACAAUGGUCCAAAAUUUAAAUGGAGAAUUAAUUUAAAAACACUUUAUAAACACCAAAAUGAAUUACUAUCAUUCCCAGAUAAAUCAAGUUUAAUUUAUAAUUAUUCCCAAGACCUCGAAGAUCCUUCAUCCACCACACCAACAUUUAAAAAACCAGUAUUGUUUAUUGGAGGUAGUGAAAGUCAUUAUUUAAAGUCACCUCAUUCUGAAUCCAUAGGUCAAUACUUUCCACAACACAGUAUCGAAUUUAUCAAAGGUGGUCAUUUCUCACAUGCUCAAUCCCCUCGUUCAUUUAUGAAUGAACAACCAAAAUUUUUAAAUCCCCAAGUUUCAAAAGAGGGUAAUGUACAAGUUUAUACAUUCCAACCAGAAGAACCAGAAUUAUAUACUUAUUCAAACGGAGUAUUAACACAUCACAACAAACCAGAAGAAAAAGAUCCCCAAACCAAGUCAUUCGAUAAACCAAUCCAAAAGUCAUUUGAUAACAAACCAACAUCAUCAAAUUCUCCAGUACUCAAAGAAUCAUUAAAGAAAAAGCAAGAUCAAGAAGGCCAAGGCACAGUACUAGGACAAGCAUCAAAAAAGGGUAAAUCCAAAAAAGAUAAAAAGAAAAUGGAUAAAAAAGAUCAACUUGAACAACAUGAUGAAACAAAACCAUCAAAAGAUAUGAAUCAAAAUGGUCCAGGAUUAAAGGAAAUUCAUCGUAAUCCAAAUGUUGGUAAAGAACAAUACUUUACAAGUUUCCAAAAAUAUGUAAACAAUUCUGGUCAAGAUCACCAAUAA
Molecule: messenger RNA, 1221 nt
Organism: Cavenderia fasciculata
Lineage: Eukaryota; Evosea; Eumycetozoa; Acytosteliales; Cavenderiaceae
Exons: 6
Coding region: 1-1221 (406 amino acids)
Cellular component (GO): mitochondrion
Source: RefSeq, a predicted model, not a curated record